This is a messenger RNA of Phyllostomus discolor (pale spear-nosed bat), 4646 nucleotides long. RefSeq names its product serine/threonine kinase 17b (gene STK17B). Gene Ontology annotation, biological process: positive regulation of apoptotic process; intracellular signal transduction; protein phosphorylation. NCBI's taxonomy places the organism in Eukaryota, Metazoa, Chordata, Mammalia, Chiroptera, Phyllostomidae. The transcript is spliced from 8 exons. Bases 309 to 1427 code for a protein of 372 amino acids. Gene Ontology annotation, molecular function: protein serine/threonine kinase activity; ATP binding. The record is from RefSeq and is a predicted model, not a curated record. Gene Ontology annotation, cellular component: nucleus.
GCAACGCGGCUGCAGUUUUCAAACCUCAACUGUAAGCUCCGCUCACGUCUGCUGCGGCCGCCGGGAGCCACCUCACAAGGAGCCGGGUCACAGCUGUUGGCCUUUGAGCGGAAGAAUAAAAGUGGGUCCUACCACGCUCGGAGCUACCCGGGGCCCCACCCGGCUAGAGCUGGAGAACCAGUCCUAUCGUGGCCACCGGCGUGGGGCGGGACGGGAGCCCCCUUGGAGGGGCCAACUCCGCAAGAACUUGCUGCGGCCGGAGCGGUAAAAAUAAGUGACAAAAGAAGCAUAUCUGGAAGUCAUCUAACAUGUCGAGGAGAAGAUUUGAUUGCCGAACUAUUUCAGGCUUGCUAACUACAACUCCUCAAACUCCAAUAAAAAUGGAAAACUUUAAUAAUUUUUAUACACUGACAUCUAACGAGCUAGGAAGAGGAAAAUUUGCUGUGGUUAGACAGUGUAUAUCAAAAUCUACUGGCCAAGAAUAUGCUGCAAAAUUUCUAAAAAAGAGAAGAAGAGGACAGGACUGUCGGGCAGAGAUUAUGCAUGAGAUUGCUGUACUUGAAUUGGCAAAGUCCUGUCCCCAUGUGAUUAAUCUUCAUGAAGUCUAUGAAAAUACUAGUGAAAUCAUUUUGGUAUUGGAAUAUGCUGCAGGUGGAGAAAUUUUCAACUUGUGUUUACCUGAGCUGGCUGAAAUGGUCUCUGAAAGUGACAUUAUCAGACUCAUUAAACAAAUACUUGAAGGAGUUUAUUAUCUACAUCAGAAUAACAUUGUACACCUUGAUUUAAAGCCACAGAAUAUAUUAUUGAGCAGCAUAUACCCUCUUGGGGACAUAAAAAUUGUAGAUUUUGGAAUGUCUCGAAAAAUAGGAAAUGCAUGUGAACUUCGGGAAAUCAUGGGAACACCAGAAUACUUAGCUCCAGAAAUCCUGAAUUAUGAUCCUAUCACCACAGCAACCGAUAUGUGGAAUAUUGGUGUAAUAGCCUAUAUGUUGGUAACGCACACAUCCCCAUUUGUGGGAGAAGAUAAUCAAGAAACAUACCUCAAUAUUUCCCAAGUUAAUGUAGAUUAUUCAGAAGAAUCUUUUUCAUCAGUUUCACAGCUGGCCACAGAUUUUAUCCAGAGUCUUUUAGUAAAAAAUCCAGAGAAAAGACCAACAGCAGAAAGCUGCCUUUCUCAUUCUUGGCUACAGCAAUGGGACUUUGGAAAUUUGUUUCACCCUGAAGAAACUUCCAGUUUCUCUCAAAGUCAGGAUCACACAACAAGGUCCUCAGAAGACAAGACUUCAAAAUCCUCUUGUAAUGGCACCUGUAGCAAUCGAGAAGACAAAGAGAACAUCCCCGAGGACAGCAGUAUGGUUUCCAAAAGAUGUCGCUUUGAUGACUCGUUGCCCAAUCCCCAUGAACUUGUUUCAGAUUUGCUCUGUUAGCACUUUUCUCUUUGACUCACUUGGACUGAAUUUGAAAUUUGAAAUUCACUUGAGUGUGUGAUAUGGUUUGUAGCAUCAUAUAUGGCUUGUUUAUAUUGUAAAUGCACUUUGACAUAGAAAAGUGUAGGGAUUGUUUUAAUGUUAAAUUACUAGUUACUAGCAUAAUUUCAUUUCCUACCCUGAGGUACCAACUAUGCAAAGAAGAAAAUAUUUAAAUAUAUGACCAAAAGUAAAAGUGCAUGUGAGUUUACAUGUUAUUGGAAGAAUUCAGGUUCAGAUGGGUUUAUUAAAAUGUUUUGUGUGUCAGGAAAAAAGUGAUUUGAGUUAUAUUAUGGCUGAUGUAAACAGAACAAAACUGAAGACAUUUGAAUUUAAUAGGUUUUCUAAGGUAAGUCCUAUACCAUGCCUCUAUUGAGAAAAAAUGUUUAGGGUAACACUGUCAAGCAAGAAUAUGUACAAUUUUAUAGAUGUUCAAGAGCUGUUUUACAUUUGAAAAUGUUUUUUGAUCACGAGUAUUUUGAAAUGACAUAAAAUUUCUAUUAUAUAUGAUCUGCUGUGGGAUAGAUUCUUUAAGCAGAGUGGGGGACUUAGAAACCUGAAUGGGAUAUUCUGUACAAGUUAGAGGAGAGAAAAGAGUGGCAUGGCAUUUUUUAAUUCGAACAUGUUUGGCCCACUGUCAGUAUUCUUCAGAUGUGAUAAGGUCUGGUGGAUGGAAAACAUAGGGUAUGCAAGUGUAUUUUCAUCCCCUAGAGCUUCUAGAGUAGAACACUUAGGUAAAACCAAAUGUGCUCCAUAUUCAGUCAGCCACACAUAUUUGUUGUGUGUAGAAGAAAAUGCUGACAGACUUAGGCAACUUACAGAAUUUCAGAUGUCUUCUUAGUCUUGAAAUACAAGCCAGUCAUUCAGAGUUCUAAAAGUAUGCAUUAAAAAAUCCUCACAGUGCAGUAGAACUAAACAGUAUCAGAGUCAGCACAAUACCUGUGAUCAUAAAACGUGAUGACGUCAAGCUCUUCUAAAGUUCUUCUGUAAAAUUUCCAGUGACAUGAGGCUCAGCACACGGCUCUCUGCAGAGUGGCCUGUAAUGGCCUUUUGCUGGGACCAGUGCAGGUGAGAGUUUGCAGACAGCAGAAUGUUUGAUCAGUGGCCGGUGACUAUGUUCAGUCCUAAAAUGAGGAGUUACUCCUUUUGGGGUAAUCUUUGGUCAGACUUCCCACCUGGUGGCUAUUAAAAAGUCUGUUGUCAUGUUAACAUAAUUGUAAUGUCAUAACCAUGUUACUGUAGCAAAAGAAAUUGUUUUAGACUCAAAAAUCCUUGAGUUUCCCCCCUUUGGAUUAUAUAUUACUUUAAAACCUUUAAUUUGUUGAAAUUUGGAAGACUCCACAUAACUUAAAACUGCACUUUAUCUGGUUAAAUGGUCAGUCCCUUUUACAUCUCCAGCAUUUUUUGAAGGAAAGUUAUUUCUGUUUGUGUAUGUGCGUAUGUGUAUAUUAUAGGUCUGUGUAUAUAUGUGUAGAUAGAUAAAAUAUAGCCUAUAGACAACGUUCUCUUAGACAUUCUUCCCUCUAUAUUGUGCUCAACUCAGGUGCCAAAGUAGCUCUUGUCUUAUGACAUAUGAAUAUACAUUUAAAUUCUUUAAGUUGUAGCUUGUUGGGUCAGUAAACAAACUAAAUCAGGCUUGUGUAUAUGUAAAACUGAUGAGUGUUUUCUAAAUUGUUGAUUGUCCAUUUAUUUGCCUUCAGUAUUAAACUAAUGCAGGUAAAGCUUCGUAAGUCUUUGGAGAAAGAGGAAAUGAUUACUUUUACAAAAGACUGUUAUAUAUUUAAAUUUCUAGAGGAGUUGUGAUAUACUAAAAAAAUCAAGAAAUAUUGGAAUUUUGAAUUAUAAGCUAGUUCUUAAAAAAUGUUUUAUACUGGCUUUCUUAGGAAUCUUAAAAUAGUUAUAUACUUCCAUUAGUUAAUAGAAUACACAGAGUUGUGAGUUUCCAGACCUUUUCUCUUAACAAUUUUUAUUGUAAAAAUGCAUCUAGUGGAUGUACAAGCAGUAUAAAAGUUCAUUUUUUUCAUAAGGAAGAGUUUAAAUAUUUUCACUGAUUAAAAUGUGAAAAUAAAGUAUAUUAAUCUUUAGAGAGAACUUAUUAACAAAUGACUCAAGUCUUACUCUUUUUCUCCUAGGAUUGAAAGCAAAUGUCUAUCAAAAGCAGAUGAUGUAUCUGUAUUUCACUAAAGCAGGAACCUAGAGAGCCCCUCUGAAGUGAAUGUAUGUGUGUAACAUUUAAACACAUCUGAAGAUUAAUGUUAAAUUCUGAUGAAUUUAUAAAUUUUAAUUUGCUUUUUGGAUAGAAUCCCUAGAGAGAUGAGAUUGAAAAAUAGAACUGUAGAUGACAAUUAUAACUGUCAUUUUAAUUUUUCCCCCCACAUAAAGUUAAUCUAACUCUGAGUAGUAAAAUUAUAAUGGUACUUUAAAGAAGUCAAGCAGUUCCUUUUCUUCAUUUGUAAUGAGAUAAGGUGCCUGUGCCGUAAUAUAAAUCAACACAUUGCUUUCUUUAUCAAGAAAGUCUUGAUAUAAAAAAUAAAGUCAGCUGAUUUAAUGAUAUAAUUGAUUUUCAUCCAGCACAAACUCUCUCUUUCAUUUUAGAUUGGUUGCAAAUAGUUCAUGGGCCAUACUUUGAAUAGCCUCGCUCUAAGCAACUUUUAUAAGUGUUGGUAUUUUAUAACUGUUUACGUAUCUUCUGUUUAUUUUUAAAUUUUCAGUUGGAUAUCUUAGGAACUUCCUUAUUCACUGUUGUGUAAACAAUUAUACCUUAAUUUCAACUUGUAUUAAAAUUAAGUUAUUGAACUUCCAGUUUGGGAAAUUAUAAGCUUAUAAUUUGAUAAAAGUUUAAAACUUUAUACUCUUUCAUUGUAAAUUUCACACGAAUUACAACUGCCCUCCAUCUUAGCUUUCAUUGUAUAAUCAUGUUGCUUAAGGCAUAUCAAAUGACAUUGUUAUAAAUCCUUCAGUAAAAAACAAAAGAACAAAAAAACUGUUACAUCAACUUAGUGAUCCUUUUGGUUCAAAAUUAUAAUGCACUGUUUACGGUUGUCUUUUUUUUUUUCAAGUAUUUCUAAGUGUGUUAUUAAAAGCAAACCUUCUUGCUUGGAGGUUCUAGCCUUUGAUCCACAUCAUCUUUGUACUUCCUUUCCAAUACGGAUACGUUUUUAGAUCUUGUCUGUUGGAAAA